AUGGGGUGGUUGAAGGAAAUUCAAAUAGUAUUAUAUACGGGUGUUGCCCGCCAAGUUCCCCAACCCAACCAUCUACCAAUGGACUUCAAAUCCACCGACGCCGCUCUCUGGAGAGAAACCCUCCUCUCCUACGAUUCCGUAAUCAAAACCCUCGGAAAACCCGACCUCAUUUCCCACGACGAUUUCUACCGCAAUGACCUCCCAUCUCUGCUCCACCAGCGCGACCCCAAUCCCUACAUCACCACCGCCGAACUCUCCAGACUCAUGCAGUGGAAGCUGGCUCGCGGCAAGUGGCGCCCGCGCUUGCUCUCCUUCGUUUCCUCCCUCCCCGACGCCGUCGUCACCGAUGCCUCCACUAUGGCCUUUGCUGCCCUUCCUGACGUUUCCAAGGCCGUCUCGGCCUUGACGGUGCUCAAGGGCGUGGGGCCCGCCACCGCCUCCGCAGUUCUUGCCGCCUAUGCGCCUGAUGUCGCCCCCUUCAUGUCCGAUGAGGCGAUGGUGGCUGUCCUUGGAAACUCAAAGGAUUAUUCGUUGAAGACGUAUGUCUCAUUUGUGGAAAAAGUGCAAGCUAAGACAAAGGAGCUGUCAUGUUCGGAUGAUGUAUUCACACCAUCAGAUGUUGAGAGGGCGUUGUGGAGCUGUAGUGCAGGCGGCAAAGUGAGAAGCUCAUCGAAAAAGGCAGAUGAAGCCAAGCUGGAGCGUAAGUCAAAAAGAAAGAGGAAACAGUAACAGCCUGCAGUUAUGUACGCGAGACUUAAUAUUUUGCUGCUGUGGAGUUGUAGUGUAGGAGCCAAAGUCAGAAUCUCGUCGAAAAAGGCAGACGAAAUCAAGCCGGAGCGCAAGUACAAAAGAAAGAGGAAGCAGUAACAGUCCGUGGCUAAGUAAGUGAAACCACUAUAUAGUAUCCUCUAUAAAUAUCUUCAAUCAGUUUAAGCUUCACUUCUCAGUGUUUAUGUGUGAAUAAAUAUGAAUCUAAUUUUCUAGAUUCGACUAAAGAAUUCUAGUCCAACCAAUUUUUAUUUGAA
This is a messenger RNA of Salvia splendens (bonfire salvia), 1025 nucleotides long. RefSeq lists its product as uncharacterized. The record is from RefSeq and is a predicted model, not a curated record. Lineage: Eukaryota; Viridiplantae; Streptophyta; Magnoliopsida; Lamiales; Lamiaceae. The transcript is spliced from 4 exons. The coding region runs from base 1 to 729 and encodes 242 amino acids.